Molecule: messenger RNA, 1255 nt
Organism: Arabidopsis thaliana (thale cress)
Lineage: Eukaryota; Viridiplantae; Streptophyta; Magnoliopsida; Brassicales; Brassicaceae
Gene: MEE60
Product: maternal effect embryo arrest 60
Exons: 1
Coding region: 77-604 (175 amino acids)
Source: RefSeq, marked reviewed
AAAUCUCUUCCUCCUUUUUUAUUUCCUUUCUGAACGAAGCUCUCUCUCUGAUUGGCCGGAUCUGCCGGAGAGAAAAAUGACGACGAGUAUUCACAUCACAGCUCUCGACGGAAUCGUCAACGUGAACUCACUCUUCACACUCGCCGUAUUCAUCGGAUUAGCUUGGAACCCUACCGAUCCAGACAACAGCCUCGUAACCGACCCUAAUUGCGUCCCCACAGCUCGUAUGGCUGAGAAUCUCGUCGCCUUCCAUGUGUACUCUUUCGCAUCAUUCCUAUUCUCAAGUCUCAUCGCUCUAGGUCUCAAACAAGCAAUGAGGCUCAACAUAGCUUCUUCGUUUCACAUCUCUACUCGAAUCGAUCCUGUGGUUUACUAUGUGAACAAGACGGCUCUUAGAUUUGGGAUGGUUACAUCCGGUUUGGGAUCGGUUUGUGGAUGUGGGUUUCUCAUGUUGGCUUUGAUUAAUGUUGUUCAGAUCAAGCUUGGGACUUUGGGCUGUGGUGCUAGUGGUCAUACUUAUGCAGCUGUUGUGCCGCUUGUGAUUCUGGUUCCUUCUGCACUUUUCAUCUAUGUUUCUCUUAUGUUAUAUGCUUUUACUCGUUAGAGACAUGGUUUUUGAUUCCAUGGUUGAUGCAAUUAGGGUUAUGUUUGUAUGAUGAUGAUAUGAUGGAAAUGAGAAUGAUUCUAUGUUUGAUAUGGUUCUUUGUAAAUCUCUUGGUUUGGCUUCUGAUUUAAGUUUAGUGUCUGAGUUUUUGGAUAGAUGAUAUUCUAGAUUUGAUUGGAGUUAGGCACUUAUGUGUGUUUUAUCAGGAAUAUUAACUGGUGGAUUCAUUCAAACUGAUUUGAUCCCAGGAAAUGGGUAUGAGAUUAUGCUGGAUUCUGAUGCCUGUUUGGUUUGAUCUCUUGGAUUAUUGAUAAAGCAGAGUCUACUUGGAAUCAUUCAUCAAAAAGAGACAACUUUUCUCUGUUCCUCAUUUGGAUAGAGUUUUUUCACUUGUUUAUAGUUUUGUGUCUUCUGACUAAGCUGAAUGAUUGAUUUCCUCUGUAUACUAUCCCAUUCCCACAUAUCUCGGGAACUGCUUUGUAUGCAUAAUUGUAUGAAAAAAUAGCUUUGAGGACUGGAGAAAAGGAACCUGAUAUAUCUAGAUCUCAUGAGGUGAUCAGUGAAUUUUCAGCUUAAAACUUGAAGGCUCAUAAAACCAUACUUUUGGAAGCUUUUUCUUUGGUUUAUGCUAUUACAUUUGUCAUGUAAAAA